AUGGUGCCAGUGGAGAAGGAGGAACAGGAAGCUGCUCGACCUGCCAGCAGAAAGGGAAGAGCGUCUUCCACUGCUCCAACUUCUCAAGCUCCUGUCAAACAACAAAGCAGGACUCGAGCGGCCUCUCAGCAGCCUGCUGGAACAUCUAAAGCUGCCGCUUCACUCAAGUCGCUUCGCCAAUUUGUGCCCGUCAUCGGCAUGAAUGCGCUCCCUCAACCCAUCGUCCAGACAGGCAUCUCAUCCUCUUCGCCCGUGCAGGUCUUUGUAUUCGGUACAGGAGACAUGGGACAGAAUGGAUUGGGAGAAGAUGCGCUUGGAGAGAUUGUCAGACCCAGACUGCACGUGGGAUUCAACGAGAUGAAUGCGCAAAAGGAGAUCGGAUCGCUUGGCAUUGAACAGAUUGCCGCAGGUGGAAUGCACACUCUGGCAGUGGACAAUCUCGGAAGGAUUUUGACGUGGGGCAUCAACGACAACGCAGCACUCGGACGAUCUACGACUCGUCAGCCUGGUGUAGACGCGGAAGUGUACGAGACUCGGCCCAUGCCUGUGGAAGGGUUGUCACCGGAUGGCAAAGGCUUGCUACCUGGACCAUUGCCUCUUGGAGGUACAGAGGGACAGGUGGAGACUUUCAGAGCUGUUCGCGUUGCUGCUGGAGACAGCGUCAGUGCCGCUUUGAAUAGCAAUGGCGAAGUCAGGGUAUGGGGAAGCUUCAGGUCCAACGAUGGUCCUAUGGGCUUCGAUGGCAGAACUGGCACAGUCAAGAUGCAAUUUACGCCAGUCUCGUUGCCGGGUUUGGGCAAGAAUUCAUUCUGCGAGAUUGUAUGCGGCGCGGACCACGUGGUUGCGCUGACCAGCAAGGGGCACGUCUACACGUGGGGCAAUGGUCAGCAGUACCAACUUGGACGAAGGAUCAUCGAGAGGUUCAAGAUCAAUGGAUUGACGCCCGAGAAGCUUCACCUCAAGGACAUCGUGCACGUCGGAGCUGGAGCUUAUCACUCCUUUGCCAUCGACAAGAACGGCAAAGUGCUAGCUUGGGGGCUCAACAGUCUGAACCAGCUGGGCAUCGAAUCGGAGUCUCAGACCGACUUUAUUCCCAUGCCUACCGUCGUUCCUACACUCUCGCCGGUCCAACUAGGAGGAGCCAAAGUGGUCUCUGUCACGGGAGGCGAGCAUCAUUCGCUCUUUCUGCUCUCUGAUGGCAGAGUGUUUGGGACGGGACGAUGCGACGGGUGCGAACUGGGCUUGGCAGAUGAUCAUCCGGCCAAGUUGGAGGUUUUGCAAAGGCGAGAAGAGUGGAAGGCUAAACGAGAAGCGGAUUUAGCUCAAGAGAUGGUAGAGUGGCAAAAGAGGAUGGAGGAGAAGCGACUUCGACAGGAAGCUGCUGGGGACGGAGGAGGGAUGAUGGGUAUGGUGAUGAGUCAGGGAGAUAUGCAACCUACGCUGGGUCCUCCUCCCGACGAGUACGUCCCGCGUCCCGUCCACAUUCCUUUCCCACCCUCUCCCGUCGAUGGCAAACCGACGAGGAUCGUGAAAAUUGUUGCUGGACCCAGAUUCAACAUUGCCAUCGCGGCAGAUGGAACGCCUUACUCUUGGGGAUUUGGAAAUCAGGCACAGUUGGGACAGGGAGAUGAAGAGGUCGUCGUCACGCCCACGCCCAUCAGAUCCAAACAGUUUGCUGGGUACAAGGCGGUCGACGCCACGGCUGGCGGACAACACUGCGCUCUGCUUGCUGUCAAGGCUGCUUGA
Ceraceosorus guamensis is the source of this 1746-nucleotide messenger RNA. RefSeq names its product RCC1/BLIP-II. The transcript is spliced from 3 exons. Gene Ontology annotation, cellular component: cytoplasm. The coding region runs from base 1 to 1746 and encodes 581 amino acids. Lineage: Eukaryota; Fungi; Basidiomycota; Exobasidiomycetes; Ceraceosorales; Ceraceosoraceae. The record is from RefSeq and is a predicted model, not a curated record. Gene Ontology annotation, molecular function: guanyl-nucleotide exchange factor activity.